CUCCCCUUAAACCCUACCUAAAACCAAAAACCCUAACGGCCAAAAUACCUUCCAUAAAACCUUCUCUCUCCCUUCAAAGAAAGAGAGAAGAGAAAAAUGGCGCCGGUAACAUUCAAAAGGAACUACCGUUGCUCCCAAUCGCUGCAACAGUUCUACAGCGGCGGGCCAUUCGCGGUCUCAUCGGACGGAUCUUUCAUUGCGUGCGCGUGCGUCGAAUCCAUAAAGAUUGUGGAUUCAUCAAACGCUUCGACGAAGUCGACUAUCGAGGCUGAAUCGGGUACCAUCACUGCCUUGGCUCUUAGCCCCAGUGAUAAGUUGUUGUUCUCUGCUGGACAUAGUAGGCAAAUUAAGGUCUGGGACUUGGACACUUUAAAAUGUCUACGCUCCUGGAAGGGCCAUGAUGGUCCUAUAAUGGGCAUGGCUUGCCAUGCCUCAGGAGGUUUGCUUGCAACUUCAGGAGCUGAUAGAAAAGUUCUUGUUUGGGAUGUUGAUGGUGGUUUCUGCACUCAUUACUUCAAAGGGCAUAAAGGUGUUGUGAGUAGUAUUAUGUUUCAUCCUGAUGUGAAUAAAACCCUUCUUUUCUCUGGAAGUGAUGAUGCAACUGUACGAGUGUGGGAUCUUCUAGCAAAGAAGUGUGUUGCAACAUUAGAAAAACAUUUCUCAGCAGUUACUUCUAUGGCAGUGUCUGAAGAUGGAUGGACUUUGCUAAGUGCAGGAAGAGAUAAGGUUGUAAAUUUGUGGGACCUUCAUGACUAUAGAUGCAAGAGUACUGUACCAACUUAUGAGGUGCUUGAAGCUGUGUGUAUAAUUAAUUCUGGGAGUUGUUUUGCUUUGUCUAUGGGUGCAUUCCGUCAGCAAAGUGGAAAGAGAAAAAGUGGAUCAACUGGAGAUUAUUUUAUCACAGCUGGUGAACGUGGAAUUGUACGCAUCUGGAAUUCUGAAGGUGCAGUUUGCUUGUAUGAGCAAAAGUCCUCAGAUGUUACAGUCAGCUCAGAUGUGGAUGAAGAUUCAACAAUGGGCUUCACUAGUGCUGUUAUGCUGCCCUUGGAUCAAGGACUGCUUUGUGUGACAGCCGAUCAGCAGUUUCUCUUCUACAAUCCAGAGGAGCAUCUUGAAGAAAACUGGAAUUUAAAACUGACCAAAAGGCUUGUGGGAUUCAAUGAUGAGAUUGUGGAUAUGAAGUUUCUUGAUGACGAGGAACAAUAUCUUGCUGUUGCUACAAAUCUUGAACAGGUUCGAGUGUAUGACCUUUCCUCCAUGUCAUGUUCCUAUGUAUUGGCUGGUCAUACUGAUACCAUUCUAUGCCUAGACACGUCCUUGUCAAGUUAUGGAAGAAGACUAAUUGUAACUGGAAGUAAGGACAACAGUGUAAGGUUGUGGGAAGCAGAAAGACGAUGUUGCAUAGGACUUGGCAUAGGUCACAUGGGAGCGGUUGGAGCUGUUGCUUUUUCCAAGAAGUGUCGAGAUUUUUUUGUUAGUGGCAGUAGUGAUCGUACCAUUAAGGUUUGGAGCUUGAAUGGACUCUCAGAUGAUAUCGAACAGCCUAUUAAUUUAAAAGCAAAGGCAGUUGUAGCAGCGCAUGAUAAAGAUAUUAAUUCUCUGGCUGUUGCCCCAAAUGACAGUUUAGUUUGUAGUGGUUCUCAGGAUCGUACUGCUUGUGUUUGGAGGCUUCCAGAUCUGGUGUCUGUAGUUAAAUUUAUAGGGCAUAAGCGAGGAAUCUGGUCUGUAGAGUUUUCACCAGUAGAUCAAUGUGUCAUAACAGCAUCAGGUGACAAGACUGUAAAGAUAUGGGCUAUAGCCGAUGGUUCAUGCUUAAAAACGUUUGAAGGACAUACAUCAAGUGUAUUAAGAGCAUCAUUUCUUACACGUGGGACCCAGUUUGUAUCUUGUGGUGCUGAUGGAUUGGUAAAGCUAUGGACAAUCAAAACAAAUGAAUGCAUUGCUACCUAUGAUCAGCAUGAGGACAAGGUUUGGGCGUUGGCUGUUGGCAAAAAGACAGAAAUGUUAGCAACAGGUGGCAGUGAUGCAGUGAUCAAUCUAUGGCAUGACUCAACUGCAGCUGAUAAAGAGGAAGCAUUCCGUAAAGAGGAAGAAGGGGUUUUGAGAGGGCAAGAAUUGGAAAAUGCAGUAUUAGAUGCUGAGUACAUGAAGGCAAUUCAAAUUGCAUUAGAGCUUCGGAGGCCUCAUAAACUUUUCGAGUUGUUUUCUGGGCUUUGCAGGAAGAGAGAGGCUGAAGAUCAGAUAGACAAAGCCCUUCAUGCCCUUAGCAAAGAAGAAUUUCAUCUACUUUUUGAGUAUGCACGAGAAUGGAAUACAAAGCCAAAGCUGUGUCACAUUGCCCAAUUUGUUCUCUUCCGAGCUUUCAACAUUCUUCCUCCAACAGAGAUAAUUGAGAUAAAAGGAAUUGGCGAACUGCUUGAAGGUCUUAUUCCAUAUUCCCAGAGACAUUUCAGCAGAAUAGACAGGCUUAUCAGAAGCACAUUUUUGUUGGAUUACACUCUCAUGGGAAUGUCCGUUAUUGGACCAGUAACUCAGGGUGAUUUGAAGACUAGGUCUUUAUUGCAUUCUGGGAAGGAUAUGGAUGAUGCGCCCUCAACAGAUAAGGCUGAUGAGGAUCAAAAACAAGUUUCUGAAGGGCUGAAAGAUAAGGCAUCUGCCAAAAAGAGGAAAUCACGCAAGUCUGGAGAGGGUUCACACUCACAUAAGAAGGUCAAGGGUGUUGCUCAUGCAAAUAAUGGAGCUAUUCCAUUGCAGGCAUAACCGGAAUAUGGAAGUUGUCUUAUCCUUCUCUAUCCUUAUUUGCUUGCUGAUUGAUCACUUGAGAAAUAUACCUUUUGCUGAAGCCAAUUAUAGGAAAUGCAUCCUCAAGCCAGUCUCAUUGGCUCCUUCUCCAACCUCUUUCCAGAGCAAUUUUUGAAGCAUCCCUGAUGGUAAGCCAGUGUCAGGGUUACCAAAUCAUAGUUGCUCUUGAUUUAUUGUAACUUGAACCAUAGAUAAGCUCUAAAUCUCCCUUAUCAUAUACAUGAAAAAUUUUCCUUGAAAGAUCUCCAUCUCCAGCUCCAGCAUAGUCUCUUUAGGAAAAACCAAAACCAUUAUUUUU
Molecule: messenger RNA, 3100 nt
Organism: Theobroma cacao (cacao)
Lineage: Eukaryota; Viridiplantae; Streptophyta; Magnoliopsida; Malvales; Malvaceae
Gene: TOZ
Product: Transducin family protein / WD-40 repeat family protein
Biological process (GO): endonucleolytic cleavage in 5'-ETS of tricistronic rRNA transcript (SSU-rRNA, 5.8S rRNA, LSU-rRNA); endonucleolytic cleavage to generate mature 5'-end of SSU-rRNA from (SSU-rRNA, 5.8S rRNA, LSU-rRNA)
Cellular component (GO): small-subunit processome; nucleolus; 90S preribosome
Molecular function (GO): U3 snoRNA binding; protein binding
Source: RefSeq, a predicted model, not a curated record